AUGUGGCGCUACCUAGGGUUCUCACCAGCAACGGAAAACGCCAAGCCUGAACCUUCCCGAAGCCUCCCAGCUUCUUGGUACCGAUCUCCUGAACUGCAUCAACUUGAGAGACGAGCCAUCAUCUCCAAAAAGUGGAUCUUGGUCACGCACUCCUUGCGAUUCAAGCAAGCGGGCGACUAUGUGUCUUUCAACUACGCCGACUUCCCCUUCUUUCUCAUCCAAGACCGAGAAGGCAACAUCAACGGCUUCCAUAAUGUUUGCCGACACCGUGCAUACCCUGUCAUUGAAAAUAAGACCGGGAAAGCUAGCAUCUUGAGCUGCAAAUAUCACGGCUGGUCCUAUGGUUUCAAAGGCAACCUGGCCAAAGCUCCGCGGUUCGACUCAGUCAGAGGGUUCGACAAGAGUCAGCAUGGCCUUCUACCUAUACACGUCCGGAUUGAUCCUGCCGGAUUCAUCUGGGUGAAUCUUCAAGCAGGAGAGCCUGAUGUCAAGUGGGAGGAUGAAUUUGGUGGUGUGUACCAGAAGCCAAGGAUGCAGAACUUUGACUUUGCGGGUGGCUACAGUUACGACCACGUAUGGGAAAUGGAACUCGACGCAAACUGGAAGACAGUGAUCGAGAACUACAACGAAUGCUACCACUGUCCAACAUCACACCCCCUGAUCGCCGGCGUCUCAGACCUGACGAAGUACAAAGUCGAGCCCAGCGGGGGCUGCUUGGAGCAUGAAAUCAUCAACAAGAAGGCGCAGGAGGAAGUGGACGAGUUCAGGAGAUCCAUCACCUUCUUCUUCCCUUCGACAUCAGUAACAAUCACUUCGAACUUCUUCUACAUCCAACGAAUGAUUCCCGUCAGCGCCACAAAGACAAGGAUUGAAAAUGAAGUCUACCGGCACCAUAACGCUGGCGACGAGGAGUUUGCUGCUAUCAACGCUUUCUACAAGCAGGUGCUGGAAGAAGACAAGCAACUCUGCAUUGGAGCUCAGGAAAACCUCAGUGCAGGGGUGUUCAUCAACGGCGAGCUACACCCCGAAAAGGAGAAGGGCCCGAUUCACUUUCAGAACACCUUGCGAGAAGAGGUCAUGGCGCACCGAAAGAAGGAGUUGGACCAAGGAGGUAGGGAAAUCUGGCCGGCAACGCCAAAGUUGUUUGGGGAGAUGAACACGAACAAGUUGAGUGAAGAAGAGACUUUCUGUUCUGAGCUUGAGAAGGCAGCUUGCGGGGCAAGGCAGGAACUGGCUUGGUGA
Messenger RNA from Colletotrichum gloeosporioides, 1242 nucleotides. RefSeq names its product putative dioxygenase subunit alpha YeaW. Bases 1 to 1242 code for a protein of 413 amino acids. The record is from RefSeq and is a predicted model, not a curated record. Lineage: Eukaryota; Fungi; Ascomycota; Sordariomycetes; Glomerellales; Glomerellaceae. Gene Ontology annotation, molecular function: 2 iron, 2 sulfur cluster binding; iron ion binding. The transcript has 3 exons.